This is a messenger RNA of Hyaloscypha bicolor E, 1194 nucleotides long. RefSeq names its product TfdA family oxidoreductase. Gene Ontology annotation, molecular function: oxidoreductase activity. Bases 1 to 1194 code for a protein of 397 amino acids. The record is from RefSeq and is a predicted model, not a curated record. The transcript is spliced from 5 exons. NCBI's taxonomy places the organism in Eukaryota, Fungi, Ascomycota, Leotiomycetes, Helotiales, Hyaloscyphaceae.
AUGGCAUUGGUUCAUCCUUCAGGCUUUGGAUCAUGCCACCUUGAGCGUGGCGAGAAUCUAUUGCAAAGCCGACAUGCCAAGAACGCGAAACAGCCGACCACGACUCAAACCCGUGCUACACCAAUUCUACCGUCCGGCUUUCCCAUAUUCUUGGAUUCCAAAUUGGCCUGGUCGACCUCUGAAGUCUCCAGUGUGCUGGAGUACACUUAUCAUCUCACACAGGAGGAUAGGGUUGAGAUAGAUAACGCAUUAAAGUCGUUCAUAGCCCGUGGUUUAGACGGCGACUUGGUGGAUUCCACGAACUUUCCCCUCCCAAAUCUGCGACAAACUCUUGGACAGCAGUCUUUGGAGGUACACACCGGCAGAGGAUUCUGCCUUAUCAGGGGUCUCGAGUACUGGAAGUAUUCGGUCGAAGACAACAUGGUUAUCUUUCUAGGAAUACAAAGUUUCAUCGCAGAAAAACGAGCACGUCAAGACGAGAAGGGAAAUAUGAUAGUCCAUAUUGUUACCGACGACACUGUGGCACUAAAUCCGCUGAAGGAAUUUCAUACAAGACAUUCUAAAUCUUCCAUUCCCUUUCAUACUGACCACCUAGGAGACAUCUUAGCUUUCCAAACCCGCAGUACUGCGGCACGCGGUGGUAAUUGUAUUCUGUCACCUGCGUAUACAAUCUAUAACGAGCUUGUGGCCACAAGGCCAGAUAUCAUAUGGAUUCUCAGUCAACCAAGUUGGCCUUUGCAUAUCCCGUACUAUCAUCAGCGCGCCCUACUCUUCUACGAAGACUCGCGAAUCAUCUUCAACUUUGCCCCAAACGCAUUACUGGGUAGCAAAGCCCACCCCCGGCCGACGAACAUCCCCUCUCUGUCACCUCGCCAACUGGAGGCCUUGACGCUAGUCCAAGCAUUGGCAGAAAAACACAAGAUAGCCAUCCCCACUCAAAUGGGCGACUUGCACUUUAUCAACAAUCUCGCGCUGGUGCAUCGGCGUGACUCUGUGGAGGUGAGUCCAGGGGGCAAGAGACAUCUCGUGCGAAUGUACUUGAGGAAUGAAGCUCUGGCGUGGAAAAUUCCAGAGGCGCUUAAUAACACCUGUGGCUGGGAGGAAGCAUAUUGGCAAGGGGAGGACCUGGAACAGAUCUGGCAUAUAGAGCCAAUGCCCGACGUGUUUUUUCCGUUAAUAAGAAAGCCAAACUAG